Messenger RNA from Manihot esculenta (cassava), 3313 nucleotides. RefSeq lists its product as uncharacterized. Bases 631 to 2661 code for a protein of 676 amino acids. The record is from RefSeq and is a predicted model, not a curated record. Gene Ontology annotation, biological process: signal transduction. The transcript is spliced from 7 exons. NCBI's taxonomy places the organism in Eukaryota, Viridiplantae, Streptophyta, Magnoliopsida, Malpighiales, Euphorbiaceae.
GAGAAUCAAUAAAAAAUGAAGAAGUAAAGCAAUCGUCCAGUAAGAAGAUAUCAAGAAAAGUAUCCAGUAGAAGGAAAAUUAAAAAACAGUCCAGCUCGGAAUUGGAGUCGACAGCGUCAUCAAGUACGUCAUCCUCCCGUAAAAGUCCGACACCUUCAUCUUGUGACAGCAAUGAAGAUGAAUGACUGUUAUGGAAUACUUCCACCGAUAAAGAUUAAAAGUAAGACCGAUAAGAUAAAAAAGAAGGGAAAGAAAAAAGAAAAAGAAAAGAAAAAGAAGGAAAAGGAAGAAAAGAUAAAGAAAAAAGGAAAGGGAAAGAAAAAGCAGCAGGAUACCUCUUCGUCCUCAGAAUCAGAAUAAAGACAGAAACAGCAAAAGGUGCAUAAACAGUAAAAAGAAGAGGUAAAAAAUAAAAGCAUUCAUGAACAGUAAAAGAUGCGUGAGGAAACAGUAAACCCGUGAAGAAAUAGUUCAAAAAUUUUCUUAAAAAGAGAGCCUCUCCCCUUGCGAAGGCAUACACUUGUAAUCUCUGUCUCUCUUUUCUCUAUCUUCACACUUCUGAAGAAAACUACUUUCUCUUUGGCACAAGCAUAUAGAUCCUUGGGGAUCAAUGAAGAAUCUGUUAAAGCAAUGCCAUUUGAGCAGCUUGCUCUCCUUAUCAAGUCAACAGCAACCAUUAAUACCGCAAAAGCUUUAGUUGACCGUCUGGAGAGUCGCCUCAGACUUUUGUGGGCCGUUAGAGGUUGUCAACCUAGUCUAGCCAACAUUGAUCACCUCCUUAGGAUUGCUGUUGCCCACAAUUAUACAGGCAAUUCUAGCAAUAAUACCCAGAGAGGAGCCAAAACAACCAAGUCUGUUAAAGAGGAAGCUCAGAUGCCAGUAACAUUAUCAAGAUAUCCAGUCAGAGUUGUGCUAUGUGCAUAUAUGAUAAUGGGACACCCAGAUGCAGUUCUUAAUGGACAAGGUGAGUGUGAGGUUACUCUGGUUGAAUCUGCAGUUAGAUUCAUUAGAGAGUUUGAGUUGCUGCUCAAGAUUAUAAUAGAUGGCCCUAUUAAAACUUCACAAGAGGAAAUAGCCUCUGAAAUUCCAAGUCAGAAGACCUUCAGAUUUCAACUGGAAGCUUGUGAUAAAGCAUGGUGCUUUUACCUACAUCACUUUGUGUCGUGGAUGUUAAAGGAUGCUAAAUUGUUGGAGGAGGAUUUGGUGAGAGCUGCAUGCCAACUUGAAUUCUCUAUGAUGCAAAGCAAGCUGACCUUAGGAAAUGAUGGAACUCUUGCUAAUGAUAUGGAGGCUAUCAAAAAGCAGGUUUUGGAUGAGCAGAAACUUCUAAGGGAAAAAGUGCAGCAUCUUAGUGGUAAUACUGGACUUAAACGUAUGGAAUGUGCUCUUACUGAAAUACGGUCUAAAUUUAUUGGAGAUGAGGAAUCUGAGAGUCCAUUGAAGUCAUCUUCUGGUCAAAUUUCAUCCUCACGUCCACCUCAUUCAUUGGAGGGUUCUCCAGUAAUCAAUUCUUCUGCCAAAAGGAUUAUUGAUGACCAUCAAAGCGUUGAUACACUGUUGGUCAGUGAGAAUGAAUUACUUGUAAAUGAAAUUGUCCAUGAAUAUCAUCGUGGAUUAGCUGAUACUUUUAAUGCUGCCGACAAAGAUCAAAACUAUGUUCAGGAAAAAGUGAGAGAAACAAUGGAAAGGGCUUUUUGGGAUUGUGUUAUGGAAUCUGUCAAACAGGACGAGCCUGAUUUUAGUUGGAUUCUAAAACUCAUUAAGGAAGUUAGGGAUGAGCUAUGUGAGAUGUCUCCUCAGUCUUGGAGACAGGAGAUUGUUGAAAAUAUAGAUGUUGAUAUUCUCUCUCAGGUGCUGAGAUCAGGAACUUUAGAUAUGGAUUAUCUAGGGAAGAUCUUAGAGUUUGCAUUAGUAACUUUCGAGAAACUUUCUGCCCCAGCAAAUGAUGAAGAAUUGAAGAGCUCUCACUGUAAAUUGCUUGAAGAACUAAGAGAGAUUUUUAAAGUUGGAGAUAAAUCAAAUGCCUCAAUUUCAUUCGUCGUGAUUAAGGGUCUGCGUUAUGUCCUACAGGAGAUUCAGGCUCUUAAGAGAGAGAUCAGUAAAGCUCGUAUUAGACUUAUAGAACCCCUCAUCAAGGGCCAUGCUGGUCUGGAAUAUCUUAAAAAUGCUUUUGCCAAUCGAUAUGGACCACCAACUGAUGCUUUAUCCUCGCUAACAAUUGCAAGGCAGUGGCUUUCCUCUGUGCAUCCAAUUGCAGAGCAAGAGUGGGAUGAACACAUAGAUUCCCUAACUGCUCUGGAAAGUAACAUAGAGUCUUCCCAAGUGCUACUUCCAACAACGCUUCGUACUGGAGGAUCAAUUUCAAUGGUGUCAAAUAUUGGAUCUUCAGCUACAGGUUCUAACCAACCAGAAUGCAAGGGAGAAAGGGUGGAUAAAUUGGUUAGGCUUGAGUUGUUAAAGCUUGUAAGUGGGAUAGGAGGACUGACACCAGAAGCUCUACCUGAAACUCUCGAACUUAAUAUAUCAAGGCUGAGAGCUGUCCAGUCACAAUUUCAGAAAAUCAUUGUUAUUUCUACAAGGCUGCUUGUUGAUCCUCCAUCAAAUUCUUCUGUCUUAGAAGUUAGUGUCCAAUGCUCUGGACAUGGAAAACAUAGCAUCUGAGUGCAUGAAGCAACUCAAUGAACUAUUAGACAGAGUUGAAGAUGUUGGCAUAGCAGAGAUUGUUGUUAAAGUUAGUGGGUUGUUAAAAGGCAAAGGCCUCGUGUUUGAUGCUGAAAAGCUCCAAGCAAAGGAAAAGCUUAUGGAAAACAUGUUGGGAAAGAGCUUGCAAGCUGGGGAUCCCAUAUUUGCGCGAGUGUCUCGCAGUAUUUAUCUAGCUUUGAGAGGGGUUGUUUUGGGAGGAACCGGUCAUAAAGGAAGGGAAUUGGCAGCCGCAGCUCUUCAGCGAGUAGGAGUAGCGCUUCUUGCAGAUAUGGUAGUGGAGGCUGCUGAAGUUUUCAUUGUGGUGUCAACUGUUUCGUGCAUGGUUCACAGGAGUUGGUACGAAAAGCUUCUUAACAAUGUGUAAUCUGUUUAGGAACUGUUGUAAGAAUAUUGUGUAUAAUAGUGUUCGAUUACAAUUUUGUGUGAAAUGUACUGUUGCAGACUAUGUGCAGUUGAUCCAACACUAUCUUAGAACUUGAUCCAGCCAUACACGAGAAUCACAGUUGUAGAUUGUGUUUAUUUAUUUCUUUCUCAGUGACUCUAAAACAUUUACCAUCAACAGUGCAAAUUUAUACUGGAAUUAAUAUAUGAUGGGCACUGCUUAUGAUUC